AUGGAUGGUAAAAUGUUACCAGACACUUUCGUGACGAUGAGUAACGGUGAAAAAAUGCCAAUUCUUGGGCUUGGAACAUGGCAGUCCAAAGGGCCUGAUGUAAAAAAUGCAGUGGAAGCAGCUUUGAAAGCCGGCUACAGAAUGAUCGACACGGCUCAGGCGUACGACAACGAGGAACAUAUCGGCGAGGUGGUCAGCAGGAUGCUGCAGUCUGGCCAGAUUAACCGAAGCGAUAUUUUCAUUACUACAAAGCUGUUGGGGUCUAAUCAUCACAAGGAAGAUGUAGAAAGAAGUCUUCGAGAGUCUCUGAGGAAGCUGAGAAUGGACUACGUCGACCUGUUCCUUAUUCAUUCACCGAUGGCCACCAAGAACGUCGAAGGAUACCUGCUGCCGAUUAUAAACGGCGAGUUGGUAGGCGACCUGGUCGAUCACAUGGAAACUUGGCAGGCACUUUCGCUUUUAUCAACUCAUUGCAUUAUGCUCCGCUGGCUGAUCAACCGCAGAAUAGUUGUCAUUCCGAAAAGUAUAAGGCCGGAACGAAUCAAGGAAAAUAGAGACGUGUUUGAUAUCCGACUGUCUGACGAGGAGAUGAACCAGUUGUCAAACCUGAGCAUCCGCGAACGACUGUUUAAAUUUCCCUGGUUUGCUUAA
This is a messenger RNA of Soboliphyme baturini, 651 nucleotides long. NCBI's taxonomy places the organism in Eukaryota, Metazoa, Nematoda, Enoplea, Dioctophymatida, Soboliphymatidae. The record is from the annotation of a GenBank genome assembly.